GAGGGGACCCGGAAGUGGUGAGCGCCGUCACUAAGGAGUGCUGGAACCCGCUGUUUGCGUGGAGGCGAUGGCGGCAGCUGCGCCGGCGGUCUCGGGCGAGGAUGGCCGGCGACGGCAGCCGGGGGCCGCUCUGAACCCCCAGCCCCAGGAGGGGGCGAAGGUUGAGGCCGAGUCAGAGGAGCUUGGCCGGCUUCGGGCUGAGCUGGCAGGCGCCCUGGCGGAAAUGGAGACCAUGAAGGCUGUGGCGGAGGUGAGCGAGAGCACGAAGGCCGAGGCUGUGGCUGCAGUGCAGCGGCAAUGCCAAGAGGAGGUGGCUUCUCUGCAGGCCAUCCUGAAAGACUCCAUCAGCAGCUAUGAAGCCCAGAUCACUUCUCUGAAGCAGGAGCGGCAGCAGCAGCAGCAGGAAUGUGAGGAGAAGGAGCGGGAGCUGGGGCGCCUGAAGCAGCUGCUGUCCCGGGCUCACCCCCUGGACUCCUUGGAGAAGCAGAUGGAAAAGGCCCAUGAGGACUCGGAGAAGCUUCGGGAGAUCGUGCUGCCCAUGGAGCAGGAGAUUGAGGAGCUGAAGGCGAAACUGCUCAGGGCAGAGGAGCUGAUUCAAGAGAUCCAGAGACGGCCCCGGCACCCCCCUUCCUUACACGGCUCCACGGAGUUGCUGCCCUUGUCCCGGGACCCGUCGCCCCCGCUGGAGCCUCUCGAGGAGCUGAGUGGAGACGGGGGCGCGGCGGCCGAAGCCUUCGCCCACAACUGUGACGACAGUGCCUCCAUCUCUUCCUUCUCCCUCGGCGGCGGGGCCGGCAGCUCGUCCCUGCCCCGCAGCCGCCAGGGCCUGAGCCCCGAGCAGGAAGAGACAGCCUCCCUGGUGUCCACGGGCACCCUGGUCCCCGAGGGCAUCUACCUGCCCCCUCCUGGCUACCAGCUCGUCCCGGAAAACCAGUGGGAGCAGCUGCAAACAGAGGGGCGGCAGCUGCAGAAGGACCUGGAGAGCAUGAGCCGCGAGCGGGACGAGCUACAGGAGGGUCUGAGGCGGAGCAAUGAGGACUGCGCCAAGCAGAUGCAAGUGCUCCUGGCCCAGGUCCAGAACUCAGAGCAGCUGCUGCGGACCCUGCAGGGCACCGUGAGCCAAGCCCAGGAGCGGGUUCAGCUCCAGAUGGCAGAGCUGGCUACGUCACACAGAUGCCUGAGCCACGAGGUAAAGCGGCUGACUGAGGAAAACCAAGGACUCCGGGCCGAGCAGCCACCGACUUCAGCCCUCUGGGUCCUAGAGCAGGAUGACGGUCAAGAGGAGUCGCUGCCCAGCUUGGUGCCGGAGCUGCAGCAGCUGGUGCGUCGCACGCAGCAGGAGGCGCGGGCCCAGCAGCAGGCCCGGGAGCAUGAGGCUGAGCGCCUCCGGAUUGAGAUCGUGACGCUCCGGGAGGCGCUGGAGGAGGAGACUGCGGCCAGGGCCAGCCUGGAGGGGCAGCUGAGGGUGCAGCGGGAGGAGACAGAGGUGUUAGAAGCCUCCCUGUGCAGCCUGAGGACGGAGAUGGAGCGGAUCCAGCAGGAACAGAGCAAGGCCCAGCUCACAGACCUCCUCUCAGAACAGAGGGCCAAGGUGCUUCGGCUGCAGGCCGAGCUGGAGACCAGUGAACAGGUGCAGAGGGAUUUUGUGCGGCUGUCCCAGGCCCUGCAGGUGCGUCUAGAACAGAUCCGCCAGGCGGGAAGUCUGGAGCAGGUGCGCAGCAUCAUGGAUGAGGCGCCCCUCAGGGACAUUAGGGACAUCAAGGACACCUGAGGGGCUAGACAUCACCCAGCCUGGGGGAGACCGCCUCUCUCCCUACUCCUGAACCAAGAGGCCUAGGCUCUGGGUGUCUCGGGAUAGUGUCUUCAUCCCCUCCAAGCCUGGGGUCGAGGUGUGAUGGGGCCACCACUUCUCUGUCUCUCCCGCACCUCCUCCUGGUGGGGGGAGGCUGGCCUCCUGCUCCCAAGGGUGACACCUGGGUGGGAGUCCCAGCCCCCUCUGGGAACCAAAGGUUCGGGUUUGGCCCUGCGGCUUUCUAGCUGCCAUGCUGCCUCCUGGGUCCUGGCCCUCCUGCCGCUGUCCCCCCGCCGCCUGAGCCAGACUAACAGCCGUGCCUGUUACAGUGCCGUCCCUUCCCUGAUGCGCAGCCGCGCUGGGAGCGGGGGCUGGGGGCCUCUAUCCACGCCCCCCGGGACAGGCAGCUGCUCUCUGGACCGCAUGACACUAAGAUGCUCGUCCCCAGGGGCCCAGCCCAGGCCCUGAGAUGUGCACAGAGGCAAGGCCAGACUUUUCUGUCAUUUAUUUUCAAUAAAUAAGCAGCUCAGCUCA
Suricata suricatta (meerkat) is the source of this 2326-nucleotide messenger RNA. It is a transcript of the gene RABEP2, whose product is annotated as rabaptin, RAB GTPase binding effector protein 2. The coding region runs from base 68 to 1771 and encodes 567 amino acids. Gene Ontology annotation, biological process: endocytosis. Gene Ontology annotation, cellular component: intracellular membrane-bounded organelle. The transcript is spliced from 13 exons. NCBI's taxonomy places the organism in Eukaryota, Metazoa, Chordata, Mammalia, Carnivora, Herpestidae. The record is from RefSeq and is a predicted model, not a curated record. Gene Ontology annotation, molecular function: growth factor activity; GTPase activator activity.